AUGGCGGCACCUCCUGUGCUCACGUUCUUGUUGCUUCUGCUCGCUAAAGCCCUCUCACAUGCAUCAACCGCAGCGGCGGCACUGCCGGCACACUCCAAUGACCCCAAUCCAUUCCCGCCAAUCACUCCAUUGCACCUGCAUCAGGCUCGCCGGCAGCAGCGCCUCCGUCAAGCAGCAAGCAGCAGCCCGGACGCUACUAAGCUCGUCACCGCGGCCGCCGAUGGCACCGACACCAUGGCGGAGCCGCCGUUCACGGAGCACUACUUCCCGCAGGAGCUGGACCACUUCACCUUCAGACCCAACGCGUCGACGGUAUUCUAUCAGAAGUACCUCGUCAACGACACUUUCUGGCGGAGGUCCAGCGGCCGCAAAGGCGGCAGCACUGGGCCGCUGUUCGUGUUCACGGGUGGCGAGACUGACAUUGAGUCGAUCGCCAUCAACGCCGGCUUCAUGUUCGAUAUCGCGCCCAAGUUUGGUGCCCUCCUGGUCUUCAUCGAGCAUCGGUUCUACGGGGAGUCGAUGCCGUUUAGGAGCAACUCAACGGAGGCACUGGGCUACUUGACGUCAACCCAGGCGCUCGCCGACUUUGCCAUCCUCAUCACCAGUCUUAAGCAGAACCUCUCAGCUGAGACAGCACCCGUAGUCGUCUUUGGUGGCUCCUAUGGCGGUAUGCUAGCUUCAUGGUUUAGGCUCAAGUACCCCCAUGUCACCAUUGGGGCCUUGGCAUCCUCCGCGCCAAUCCUACAGUUCGACUACAUAACACCUUGGAGUAGCUUCUACGAUGUUGUCUCGCAAGACUAUAAGUCUGAGAGCUUGAACUGCUUCAGUGUGAUCAAGGCAGCCUGGGAUGUGCUGGAGGAGAGGGGAUCCAAUGACAACGGGCUCCUUGAGCUCAGUAAACUGUUCAGAGCCUGCAAGACUCUGAAGGACGAUGGUUCAAUUCAAAAGUGGCUUUGGACAGCAUUCAUCUACACUGCCAUGUCGGACUAUCCAACACCGGCCAGUUUCUUGGAGAAUUUGCCUGCCUACCCCGUGAAGGAGAUGUGCAAGAUCAUCGACGGAUUCCCUGCAAAUGCGGACAUCCUAGAAAAGGUGUUCGCAGCAGCGAGUUUGUUCUAUAACUACACAGGAGACCAGACUUGCAACCAUAUAGAGGACAAAGACAGCCCCCGUUCUCUUGACCUCAGUUACUGGCGGUGGCAGGCUUGCACAGAGAUGAUCAUGCCGAUGUCAUCAUCAAACGAGAGUAUGUUCCCACCAUCCACCUUCAGUUACGAGGACCGGUUCAAUUACUGUUUCCGGUUUUUCGGGGUUCGACCCAGGCCACAUUGGAUCACCACUGAAUAUGGUGGAUAUAAAAUUGAUAAGGUGCUCAAAAGGUUUGGCAGCAACAUCAUCUUCUCCAACGGAAUGCGAGACCCAUGGAGUGGAGGCGGGGUGCUUAAAAACAUCUCGUCCAGCAUCGUUGCCCUUGUCACAGAGAAAGGUGCUCACCAUUUAGACCUCAGAGGUGCAACCAAAGAUGAUCCAGACUGGGUUAUAGAACAACGGAGACAAGAAGUAGAGAUUAUACAGGGAUGGAUAGAUCAGUAUUAUCAAGACACGGCGCAAGUAUCCUAA
Molecule: messenger RNA, 1620 nt
Organism: Sorghum bicolor (sorghum)
Lineage: Eukaryota; Viridiplantae; Streptophyta; Magnoliopsida; Poales; Poaceae
Product: lysosomal Pro-X carboxypeptidase
Exons: 10
Coding region: 1-1620 (539 amino acids)
Biological process (GO): proteolysis
Molecular function (GO): serine-type exopeptidase activity; dipeptidyl-peptidase activity
Source: RefSeq, a predicted model, not a curated record